AUCCAAACACUCACCAGCGCUCUCGGUGGUAUCGGAACCACCCUCGUCGAAGACUCUGGCAACCUAGAUCGCCCAUUUCAAGUGAAGGGUGACACCUUUGUGAACAUUGGUGCUGCACUGGCACGAAGCUGCGAUCAGCAGUUCAACGCUUGCGCGAAUGCUGCAAGUGGAGGAGACGCGACUCUGAGCGUGGCUCAGUGCUCGACUCAGAAAGACCAGUGCAGUGCGAGUAUCCAAGCAAGUACGGCCGCGACACAGGGCAAUGCUUAGCACUGGUAAUGCAAACGGUGCUGGAGCUGCAAACGCCAGUGGAAACAAUUUUGGAAACAAUGACGGCAAUGCUAGUGGGAACGCUGCUGGAGCUGGAAAUGCCGCCUCGUGCAUAUGGUUGGUAAGUGCUGGAUACAUGUUAUCGG
This is a messenger RNA of Macroventuria anomochaeta, 416 nucleotides long. RefSeq lists its product as uncharacterized. Lineage: Eukaryota; Fungi; Ascomycota; Dothideomycetes; Pleosporales; Didymellaceae. The transcript has 2 exons. The record is from RefSeq and is a predicted model, not a curated record. The annotation marks the transcript as partial.